UGUAAACUACUACUACUACUGUCUACUGUACCUGAUUGAACUAGAGUUGGUGUUUCUUUGGAGGAUUCGCUCUGCCGUGAUAAGGAUUUAUCGAUCUCAAGACCAUUCAGGAAAUACCCUCAACCAUCUCUACUAUAUCCCUCCAGGAGGCCAGCAUGCCCCAGACUCCGCCCCUCUCUGGCCUGCAGGGGGCUGGUCGGGUCAAACGGUCCCAGACCACAGGGGACCAAGACUACCCAAGCCACUGUUACCAUACCAACCAGCAGGACCACCCCAGCCUCUGUUACCAUGAUACUCAGCUGGUGUCCGGGUCGCUAGAUGCCCUCAUCCAGCGACUGGUCCCAACGCUCGAUUACUACCCUGACAGGACGUACAUCUUCACCUUCCUACUCAGCUCCCGGCUCUUCGUCCCUCCCGACCAGCUCAUGGUCACCGUCUGCCGGCUGGCUUUGGAGCCGCGACACGAUGACUCCCAGGUUGACCAGGUACAAAACCCCCCUGCUAUCAGGGCCCCAACCGGCCUUUGCGGAAUUACUUUGGCUUUCCAUGUUAUAAGAUUACAGUCAGGUUAG
This is a messenger RNA of Gadus chalcogrammus (walleye pollock), 572 nucleotides long. Its product is annotated as ras-GEF domain-containing family member 1B-A-like. The coding region runs from base 156 to 572 and encodes 138 amino acids. The transcript is spliced from 3 exons. The record is from RefSeq and is a predicted model, not a curated record. NCBI's taxonomy places the organism in Eukaryota, Metazoa, Chordata, Actinopteri, Gadiformes, Gadidae.